CCUACUCUUGCUGCUUUCAGGAGCUGCCAGACUCCCUGGCUCAAGCCUGUGCUCACUCUGUGGCUAGAGGAGAAGCCAGCUCCUCUUAUCUCACUCAAUCAGCACACCCAAGCAGUCGCCUCUGAGACCAAGAGGCUCUCCAGGAAAAACUGCAGCAGGCUCAACCUUCCUUUCUUCCACCUUGCCAUGGCCAACGACACUCUGAAGCCACUCUGUCCACUCUUAGAGGAGAUGAUCCAGCUCCCAAGCCACAGCAACUCUAGCAUCCGCUAUAUUGACCAUGUGUCGGUGCUGCUGCACGGGCUGGCUGCGCUGCUGGGUCUGGUGGAGAACGGACUCAUCCUGUUUGUAGUGGGCUGUCGCAUGCGCCAGACGGUAGUCACUACCUGGGUGCUGCACCUGGCUCUGUCUGACUUGCUAGCUGCGGCCUCCCUGCCCUUCUUCACCUACUUCCUGGCGGUGGGCCACUCCUGGGAGCUGGGUACCACCUUCUGCAAGUUUCACUCCUCGGUCUUCUUUCUUAACAUGUUUGCCAGCGGCUUCCUGCUCAGCGCCAUCAGCCUGGACCGCUGUCUGCAGGUGGUGCGGCCAGUGUGGGCACAAAACCACCGUACGGUGGCGGUCGCGCACAGAGUCUGCCUGAUGCUCUGGGCUCUGGCGGUGCUCAACACAGUACCCUACUUCGUGUUCAGGGACACCAUCCCGAGGCUGGAUGGCCGCAUCAUGUGCUAUUACAAUAUGCUGCUCUUGAACCCAGGGCCCGACCGCGACGCCACGUGCGACUACCGCCAGAAGGCCCUGGCGGUGAGCAAGUUCUUGCUGGCCUUCGUGGUGCCUCUGGCCAUUAUCGCCAUGAGCCACGUGGCUGUGAGCCUGCAACUGCGCCACCGCGGCCGCCAGAGGACAGGUCGCUUCGUGCGCCUGGUGGCAGCCAUCGUGGCGGCCUUCGUGCUCUGCUGGGGGCCCUACCAUGUCUUCAGUUUGCUGGAGGCGCGUGCCCAUGCUGUCACCACGCUACGGCAGCUCGCGUCACGUGGGCUGCCCUUCGUCACCAGUCUGGCUUUCUUCAAUAGCGUGGUCAAUCCGCUGCUUUAUGUGCUCACCUGUCCGGACAUGAUGCACAAACUGCGGCGCUCGCUGCGUGCCGUGUUUGAAAGCGUGCUGGUGGAGGACAGCGACUUGAGUGGUGGGUUUGGCAGCCGCCGCCGCCGUGCCUCCUCCACUGCCACAACCUCCACCCUCCUGCUGGCUGGCCGCCUUCCCCGGCUGCAUCCUGCACGUUUGAUCAGCUGGAUGCAGGGUAGUGGUGCAGAGACCCAGCAGAGGGUCCCAGUGCAAGCCCAAAAGCGAGGCUCACUGAACCACGCGCUGAGCUCCACCUCCGAUUAGACCAGCACAGCCCAGAUGGCAUGCCAACGCACCCCUGGCAUCUCACCAUACUCCAUUGAAAAUGUACAUAGCCAAUGCUAGGCCCAGGUCAUAGCUCUCCUGGGCAGAGUCCAGGUAACCAGCUUGAGGAGGAUGACUGAAUUUUCAGGAGCAAAGUGAAUUGAAAGCAGUCUUUCCUAAACACUUUAACCUGGUUCCUGACUGCUGGCCUCAAGGACCCCCCCAAACCCCCAAGGUU
Molecule: messenger RNA, 1627 nt
Organism: Onychomys torridus (southern grasshopper mouse)
Lineage: Eukaryota; Metazoa; Chordata; Mammalia; Rodentia; Cricetidae
Gene: Ptgdr2
Product: prostaglandin D2 receptor 2
Exons: 3
Coding region: 187-1389 (400 amino acids)
Biological process (GO): phospholipase C-activating G protein-coupled receptor signaling pathway; complement receptor mediated signaling pathway; inflammatory response
Cellular component (GO): plasma membrane
Molecular function (GO): G protein-coupled receptor activity; complement receptor activity
Source: RefSeq, a predicted model, not a curated record